Messenger RNA from Exophiala spinifera, 1563 nucleotides. RefSeq lists its product as uncharacterized. The record is from RefSeq and is a predicted model, not a curated record. The transcript is spliced from 2 exons. Gene Ontology annotation, biological process: transmembrane transport; carboxylic acid transport. Gene Ontology annotation, cellular component: plasma membrane. The coding region runs from base 1 to 1563 and encodes 520 amino acids. NCBI's taxonomy places the organism in Eukaryota, Fungi, Ascomycota, Eurotiomycetes, Chaetothyriales, Herpotrichiellaceae. Gene Ontology annotation, molecular function: carboxylic acid transmembrane transporter activity.
AUGGCCGAGAUCUAUAAUGAGCCGGCUGAUCCCAUCGUCAGGGGAACGUUCGCGACAGCCAAGCAAUCCUGGGGUGACCUUUUCAAAUGGAAGCAACGAGUCGCCGUUACCAAUGAUGACGGCGAGACGUACUGCGAGUGGCAGUCACCUCGCCCCCUGAGAAACCCCAUCAGCCUCUUUGCGCAGCUCAGCGCUCGCGACUGGCUCUUCUUCCUCGUCGGUUUGGCAGCAUGGACCGCCGACGCCUUCGACUUCCACGCGCUGUCCAUCCAGACCGUCAAGCUGGCCAAGUAUUACCACACCAGCAAGACAAACGUCACCACCGCCAUCACGUUGACCCUCCUUUUGCGUUCCGUUGGUGCCGCCAUGUUCGGCCUGGCCGGUGACAAGUUUGGUCGAAAAUACCCCAUGGUCAUCAACAUGAUCAUCCUGGGCCUGUUGCAAGUCGCCACGAUCUACAGCUCGACCUUUUCCCAGUUCCUCGCAGUCCGAUCUCUCUUUGGCCUCUUCAUGGGCGGUGUGUACGGCAACGCCAUCGCCAUGGCCCUCGAGAACUGCCCUGUCGACGCUCGCGGUCUGAUGUCCGGCAUCCUCCAACAGGGGUAUUCGCUGGGCUACGUGAUCGCCGCGUCUUGCAAUCUAGGUGUCGGCGGGAGCACCGACUCCUGGAAGACGGUAUUUUGGAUCGGCACCGGCCUGUCCAUCGCCGUCGGCCUGAUCCGUUUGAUGUUCCCAGAGUCCAAGCAAUUCGUCGCCGCAAAGAAAGCAGGUGCAGGCCACUCGUCCCCGAGGGCGUUCUGGAUCGAGACGCGCAAGAUGCUCGCCCAGGAAUGGCGCAUGUGCGUGUACUGCAUCAUCCUCAUGACUUGGUUCAACUACUACUCGCACACCAGCCAGGACAGCUACACGACAUUCAUGCUCACGCAAAAGGAGCUGAACAACGCCGCCGCCAGCCGAGCCAGCAUCAUUAUGAAGACGGGCGCAUGCGUCGGCGGCACCAUCAUCGGCUAUAUCUCGCAAUGGUUCGGGCGUCGACGCGCCAUCAUCGUGUCUGCCCUCGUUUCAGGGCUUUUGAUCCCCGCUUGGAUUCUCCCGACUACUGAGCGUAGUCUAUCUGCAACCGGGUUCUUUAUGCAAUUCUUUGUCCAAGGCGCAUGGGGCGUGAUCCCAAUCCACCUCAACGAGCUUUCGCCACCCGCCUACCGGUCCUCGUUCCCCGGCAUCACGUACCAACUAGGUAACAUGAUCUCUUCGCCUUCCGCGCAGAUCGUCAACGCGAUCGCCGAGAAAAUCACCGUCACCGCCGUCGACGGCGAACCCGCCCCCGCGUACGGCCCUACGAUGGGCAUUGCGACGGCAAUCAUCGCAAUAGGAAUCGCCGUGACGACCGCGUUUGGCCCCGAACGACGAGGACGACAAUUUGAACUCGCGAAGCCCGCCGGCGUCACCACCGAGAUGCAAGGCCAGGGGAAACUCGACGUCGAGAACCAACUCACCAUCGCGGAGAGGGAGAAGGAGGAGGUGGGACAGUUGGAGAACGUCAAUGUCCCGGAGAAGCACUAG